Messenger RNA from Galeopterus variegatus (Sunda flying lemur), 1592 nucleotides. It is a transcript of the gene ARL6IP4, whose product is annotated as ADP-ribosylation factor-like 6 interacting protein 4. Lineage: Eukaryota; Metazoa; Chordata; Mammalia; Dermoptera; Cynocephalidae. Bases 86 to 775 code for a protein of 229 amino acids. The transcript has 6 exons. The record is from RefSeq and is a predicted model, not a curated record.
GAGAGCGCGGUAAAGGAGUCCACGCGCUCCUCGCUGUUGAGGACCGCGGCCAGUUCCCGGGGGUGUCGAGCCGGCCCGCGGCGCUAUGGCUCACGUUGGCUCUCGCAAGCGCUCAAAGAGUCGCAGCCGGUCCCGGGGGCGAGGGUCGGAGAAGAGAAGGAAGAAGAGCAGGAAGGACGCCUCGAGGAGCUGCUCGGCCUCUGGAUCCCAAGGUCGCAAGGCCAGCAGUACCUCCGGGGCAGAGGAGAGAAGCAAGCACAAGGCCCGGAGGAGACCACGAUCCAGCUCCUCCUCCUCUUCUUCCAGUUCUUCUAGCUCUUCUUCCUCCUCGUCCUCCUCCACUUCCUCCAGUGAUGGCCGGAAGAAGCGGGGGAAGCACAAGGACAAGAAGAGGAAGAAGAAGAAGAAAAGGAAAAAGAAACUGAGGAAGAAAAGCAAGGAGAAGGCAGAAGUGCAGCAGGCGGAGGCUCUACCGGGCCCCUCCCUUGACCAGUGGCACAGAUCAGCUGGGGAGGAGGAGGAUGGCCCAGUCCUGACAGAUGAGCAGAAGUCCCGCAUCCAAGCUAUGAAGCCCAUGACCAAGGAGGAGUGGGAUGCCCGGCAGAGCGUCAUCCGCAAGGUGGUGGACCCCGAGACGGGCCGCACCAGGCUCAUUAAAGGAGACGGUGAGAUCUUGGAGGAAAUCGUAACCAAAGAACGACACAGAGAGAUCAAUAAGCAAGCCACCCGAGGGGACGGCUUGGCCUUCCAGAUGCGAGCCGGCCUGCUGCCCUGAGGCCCCAGCUGGUCAAGGUCCGUGGACAGUGCAGGUGGCCUGGAGGCUGCAGGGUGGACGGCAGCAGCCUGAUCAGUGCCAUUGCCUUUUCUGCUAUGCCAGUCCUGCUGCCUGUCAGGUGCCCAGGGUGGAGGAUGGUCCCUGGCCUACCUACUCAGCACCCCCAUCUGGAAGAGCACAGCUUCCCACAUAGUAAAUGUGCCCUAGUUGUAGACUUUCUCUGUGCUGUUGCUUUUGUGCUGAGGGGGAGGGAGGGUGCAACACAAUUUCCAGGGAUAAACAUGGGCUCCAGGGGCUUUUGAAGAGACUUGGAGUGUCCCCUAGUGGUAGCAUAGGCCACCGCACCCACCUCUGCCCUGCCCAGCCUCAGGUCAGCCCGCCUGGACAUGACCCUGACACCGACACCCACCCCUAGCUGAAUCCCAAACCCAGAGCCCUGGCUCUUCAAUUUGAUUCACUCGGGCUUGGAGGGAGCCUGCUUCCCUGGCCAUGUUUAUUCCACAGACCAUGGCAGUGUGGGGCCCAGUGGUCUGGGUGGGCAUUUUGGCUCUGGCCUACUAGCUGUGUUCCCCUCUGUAAAGCAGAGAGGCAGAGAGCCCCCGCCCCACUGGACUGCAUGAGGAUUCACUGAGUUCAGAUCUGGGAGGAGGUGGAAGAGGGCUUGGCCUGUUGGUGUUACUGUAAGUGUAGCUGAUAUCUUUGCCUGGGAAGGAUGGCCUCGCCCCACCACAGGGGCUGGCCAUGCCCUCCCAUCCCCUGUCCCACCCUGUACCCCAUACCCCAUGGUUGCCGGUGCAGUAAAGAGACCCAGAAGGAA